CACAUCCACACAAUUAGCUGCAUCAUUUAUUCAACUGGCCUGCAGUGCUCUAUAAUACAGCAAACCGAAAAUAGGAAAAAAUAAUGUAUUUGCUCCAUAGGCUAAACAUGAGAAAAAUGGCGCCAUCUGGUGGAAAAUAUUUAAAAAAUUACAUUUUGAAGCCAGGGCUCCAGAAUGAAAGCAUAUUGGCAUUGGGAUCAAAUAUUGCAGUUUGAAUGGGUUUAUUUUUGUCCUUAAGGUCCUGAGUUUAACUACACAGUGUAUUAUAGAUGUAGCCUAUUAUAGGAACUGAGGCUGAAAUAUUAAAAUUCCCCCCAAAAUACACACCUUUGGCUAAAUGUAUUUCAUUAACAUGUUUAUUGGUUGUAGUGAGUCAUGAGCUGCGCACAUCAGAGCAUGCACUCCCGAAACUCCACCUCACUCACUAGUUGUGGUCGUUGCCCUUCUCAUUUGGAAGUCAUCAUGGGUUGUGCGUAAAAGUUCCACUUUACAAUAAGUAUGGAUCCUAAUUCUUCGCUGCUAUGAUAUUUUCAUUGCCUUAACAAAUACACCUCAAACAGCACUUAAUAACCCCAGGGAGGAUAAUACAGAAAAAAAGAAAGGUUUUAUGGCGUCACACACGAAAAACGACAGUUGCCAUGAACGCCUCAACGUCUCUUACGGAUCUCCCACAACGUCUACGAUCAUGUUUACGGCCGGUGUCCUUGGCAAUGUAGUCGCUUUAAUUCUCUUGGAAAUACGGCGGAGGAAGCAAACCGCAUCCCUGUUCCAAGUCCUCGUCACAUCUUUGAUCAUUACAGACUUGCUGGGAACUUUCUCCGUCAGUCCUCUGGUGAUUACCGCGUAUUUGAGGAACGAGUCGUUGCUCGGGUUGAGCGGAAACUCAUUGGUUUGCGCGCACUUCGGUUAUGCGAUGACAUUUUUCAGCCUUGUCACACUGGCCAUUCUUCUCUCCAUGGCUGUGGAGCGCUGGCUAUCCAUAGGGCAUCCCUACUUCUACGAAAAGCGUUUGAGUAAACGUUGCGGGUACAUCGCCAUCACUCUCAUAUACCUGGUUGGCGCUCUUUUCUGUGUCACACCUUUCCUCGGGUUUGGGAAGUACGUUCAGCAUUGCCCGGGGACGUGGUGCUUUAUUGACAUGGACCCACCUGAGCGUAUAAACAAAGUGUUCAAUAUCAUCUACGCGUCGUGUUUGCUUGCUAUGAUCGUAUGUACGGUUUUGUGCAACGUGUCUGUAAUCUAUCAUCUUUUACUCAUGUAUCGAAGACGCAAAGCGAACCGGAGCUCUAUCCGACGCCUGCGGGGACACAAGAGGCAACGGUCAAUCACGAAGGAGGUAGAACAUCUGGUGCUGCUCGGGUUCAUGACAAUCGCCUUCGUCAUUUGUUCUCUUCCUCUUGUGAUUCAAGUUUACAUUCACACCAUCUUCAACCUUGAAAGUCACAAAAAGGAUCUUUUAGCCCUUCUUUUUUUAUCGGCCAACCCCAUCAUAGACCCCUGGGUGUUCAUCAUCCUCAGUCCCCCUGUGCCUCGCCUGCUCUGGCACAAGAUGUGCAAGACUGCAAAGUCCAAACCCACCCAAGAGAAGCUCCCUAGGGUUCAACCAGCACCAUGUCAGUCAAGCCCACCUGAAGGUCCAGAAUUAGUAAAUUUGCUGAAAGUUUACACGGGAAUUCCAGGAAAUGCUGGCUCCUGAUCCCUAAACCACUUUGAUUUUGUGGGAAGGAUUGUGGAGCUAUUGCUCAUCCAUAAAUUGAAAAUCAUGGAUGCUAAAGAUCCAGGUCCAAGAGGUCCAGAGAUGUACUGUCACUGGCAAUCUGAAACAGAUGGAUCCACCGUAUGCAGUGUGUGGUGUGGCACCAAUGUAUUGUGUAGAAUACAAAAGAUAAUAUUUUUUUAGCAAGGCAAAGUUUGUUAUAAUUAUUUAUUGUCUUUAUUUAUGGAAAGUAAAAAAAAAAUCACAAGGAAACCUUUAUUUUUUGAUUGCUAUGUACUGCAAAUAAAUAGCCUACAUUUACAGAUUGACAUGAUGACCCAUCUUUCAUGUUUAAACUGCAUGGAAAAUCCUGUUAUCUCUUUCUGUGUAAUUUUAUGCAUCAUCACUUUUCAAAUAUGCAUUCCAUUGCAAAUAUAUACAGGAUAAAUUCGUGUCACAGCAAGUCAUAGCUAAUUGAGAAAGAGCUUGAAUAAACAGCAAAACAAUAUUACAGCAUCAUGACUAAUGACCGUCAUUUGCAGAGGGAAGUUGAACAGCAGAGUAAGGUAAAAACACUAUAAUUUCCCCAGCAGAUGUUAGACAUUCUUGUCUUGAGCAACAUUUGAAAAAAUUAAACCCCACACAUUUUUAUGACCCUUCAUCUUACGAUUUACAACCAUGAUUCAAGGUCAAGUUUCACCAAAAAGAAAAGAAAAAAGCCUUGAGAGCCAGUUUUUAUAUUGUUUUUAAAUUGCCAGUAUGCAUCAUCAGACAUGACUACUCACCAUGACUACUUCAUUUUCUCACCCUCAUGCCAUCCCAGAUGUGCAUGACUUUCUUUAUUCUGCUGAACACAAUGGUGGCCAGAACUUUAAAGGCCCAGAAAGCACAUAAAGGCAAUAAAUAAGUAAUCCAUACAAUUCCAGUGGUUAAAUUCAUGUCUUCAGAAACGAUUUGACAGGAGUGGGUGAGAAACUGUUCAAUAUUUAAAUCAUUUUUUACUAUAAAUUCUCCUCCCUGCCCAGCAGGUGGCGAUAUGCACGAAGAAUGUGAAUCGCCAAAAUCAAAAGAAGAAGAAUGUGAAAGUGGAAAUUGAUAGGACAAAAGGACAUAAAUAUGUAUCUGUUUCUCACCAACACCUGUCAUAACGCUUCUGAAGAUAUGGACUUAACCACUGUAGUCUUAUGGAUUACCUUUAUGCUGCUUUUGUAUAAUUUUUGGACCUCUGGCCGCUAUUUGCUUGCAUUGUAUGGAAGCUGAGAUAUGUUUCUAAAAAUCUUUUUUUGUGUUCGGCAGAAGAAAGAAACGCAUCUGGGAUGGGAUGAGGGUAAGUAAAUGAUGAGUGAAUUUUCAUUUUUGGGUGAACUAUCCCUUUAAGUGGUUUUUACAGCAUGUUUAGGUAAUCAGAACCAGUAUUCAGAACUUGGUAUUCGGAGGCCUGAAUGGUAUUUACAGAAUUUUUCUUAAACUUCACCAGCAUUGAACAGCUGGCAUUUCAUUUCCUAGUUUAUAGUAAUUCCAUUACAUUGACACAUUCAGACAUCUGAAAAUGCAGAUCACUGUUUAUGUAGGCUCUAUACUGUUUAAUGACCUGAGAAAGCCCGUGGUUGCUCAAUUUGCUGUGCUUUUCCCAUAAUACACAUCAGCUCGUGUGUAAAACACAUAUGCUUUUAAUUGCAUGCAAUUUCCUGAUCUGUAUCUAAUUCUUCCCUAAUGGUCUACAUCUUUGUGUUUUGUUUUAUCUUUAUUUGUAUGGCAUGUAGUGCAUCUCAGACUUAUUAAAAAGUCACGGAUGUCCUGUUGUUGACCUUUGUGGGCACAGGGCUUUGCCAAACUUUGGCAGGACAGGACAGAGUGCAUGUGUUUAUUUAACAUGUGUUCUUUUAAUUGGACAUUUGGAAAAGGAGGGAGAGAUGUCCUUAUAAGGCAAGACCUCAGGGAAACAUUUAGCUAUCCAUCUGGCCAUAUAUUAUAUGUCUAUUCUUUGGUCGCUGUAAUGUAGUUUGCAGAGACUCCCACAGCACAGUCAGAGAUGUGAUUUCUUUGAUGAAGGUAUAUGCCUGAAAUCUAGCUUUUAAAGCAAUUUGUCACAGAUGGAUUGUGGAUAUCUGAUCUGAAAACAUUUUCUGUCCUGUGUAUUUUUCUUUGGUUGAAUUGUGCCGGUAUUAACUGCAUUUGGACAUCCAGGCUACAGAGAAUCUGCUUGGGUCCUGAGGUCUGAUAUAUAUAUAUAUAUAUAUAUAUAUAUAUAUAUAUAUAUAUAUAUAUAUAUAUAUAUAUACAGUAUAUAUAAAAAAUGGAAGGUGAAUGCGAACGAUUCGUCACUUAAAAGAUUUGUUGAUCCCACUUUAUAUUAGGUGACUUUAACUACUGCAGUGAAAAGAAAAAGUAUAUGAACCCUUUGGAAUUACCUGUAUUUAUGUAGAAAUGUAUCUUAAAAUCUGGUUUGAUCUUCACCUAAUUUACAAUAAAUAAAUACACAGUCUGUUUUAACUCAUAACACACAAAUUAUUGCAUUGUUCUUGUGCAUAUUGAAUACAUCAUUGAAACAUUCACAGUGUAGUUUUGAAAAAGUAUGUGAACCCCUAGGCUAAUGAAGUAUACAAAAGCUACUUAGAGCCAGUUGGCAAACCUGGAUUCCAGUUUAUGAAACAAGAUUGUAGGUGUGGGUUAGAGCUACUUUGACUUAUAAAAAGCACUCAAAAAUUUUGAGUUUGCAGUUCACUAGAAGCUUCUGCUGAUGUGGACCAUGCCUUGCAAAAAAGAGAUUUCAGAAGACCUACGAUCUAGAAUUGUUGCUUUGCAUAAAGCUGGAAAGGGUUACAAAGUUAUCUCAAAGAGCUUAGAUAUUUAUGUGUCUACAAUCAGACAAAUUUUCUAUAAAUGGAGACAAUUUAGUACUGUGGCUACUCUCCCUAGAAGUGGCCGUCCCACCAAGAUGACUCAAAGGGUACACCUUAGAAUGCUCAAUGAGGUAAAAAAGAACGCUAUAGUGAAAUCAUUGAAACUUGUUAACAUCUCUGUUCAUGAAUCUACUAUACUGAAAACAUUAAACAGUCAUUGUGUCCAUUGCAGGACACCAAGAAGGAAGCCGCUGCUUUCCAACUAAAACAUUGCUACAUGACUGUUGUUUGCCAAAGACCACCUUGACACUUCACAAUGCUACUGGGAAAAUGUUUUGUGGACUGAUGAAACUAAUGUUGAAUUGUUUGGGAAGAACACGAAACAAUACGUUUGCCACAAAAAAGAAAAAAAGGGCACCGCAUACCAGCAUGAAAACAUCAUCCCAGUACAGUGAAGGAAGCAUCAUGAUCUGGGGCUGCUUUAGGGCCUGGACCGCUUGCCAUCAUGGAGGGAAAAAUGAUUUCCCAAGUUUAUUAAGAUAUCCUACAGGAUAAUGUAAGGGUGGCUAUGUGACAGCUGAAGCUCAGUAGAAGUUAGGUGAUGCUGCAGGACAAUGACCCUAAACAUCAAAGUAAAUCCACUACAGAAUGGCUUCAAAAAAUUAAAAUCCACCUUUUGGAGUGGCCCAGUCAGUGCACAGACCUUAUCCCAAUAGAGAAGCUGUGGAAUGACCUCAAGAGCCAUUCACACCAGACAUCCUAAGAAUAUGGCUGAGCUGAAGCAGUUCUGUAUAGAAGAAUGGUCCAAAAUUCCUUCUGAACAUUAUGCAGGUUUAAUCCGCAGCUACCGGAAAUGCUUGAUGAAACUAAUGUUGAAACAAUUCAACAUUAGUUUCAUCAGUCCACAAAACAUUUUUUGAGGUUAUUGCUGCCAAAGGUGGAUCGAUCAGUUAUUAAAUCCAAUGGUUCACUUACUUUUUUCACAGCAUUGUGAAUGUUUAAUGGGAUGUGUUCAAUAAGACAUGAAAGAUUAUAAUUGUUUUGGUGUUGUUAGCUUAAGCACAUUGUGUUUGUCUAUACUUGUGACUUUGAUGAAGAUGAGAUCACAUUUUACGUCCAACUAAUGCAGUAAACCAGCAAAUUCCAAAGGGUUCACAUACUUUUUCCUGCCAUUGUAUAUACUUAAGCAUUUGAUACAAUGUACUUAUUAUGUACAUACUUGUUGUUGGAUUGUACUUGCAUUUAACCUUUUCAUGAGUAGUGUCUAAAUUCCCCUGAAGUGCCCCCUGGAGUGAGUUAUUUUUGCACGUGACACUGCACAGCCGGUAGAGGUGGACAGAGGGUAGAUGAGUAUUUUUGUAUUUAUUUUAUUGUAAUGUUUGAUUUCUUGUCAUAAAAAUAAAAUAAAAUACUGUCUAUAAUAUAGUAGAUGUGAACAAAUGGGUUGUCUGCUGUUAUGUAUUUGUUUUAUUUAUUUCAUUUUUAUAGCUGUAAAAAGCAAAUGAACAAAUAAUAUUAGCAGUCUGGUUUGCCUAUAUGCACUGUUUGACUUCUCAGACAUUGUGUGUAUGUGUGUGUGUGUGUGUGUGUGUGUGUGUGAGACAAGCGCUAAUGUAAACAGACUUGGCUGCAUGCAUCGGAUAAUCACGCUCGACAGCAAGUUUUCACUGUGAGUAUACGAGUUUUAAACUGUCAUGGUGCUCUUUGGCUGCUGUUUCAAAAAACAAACAUAUUAUAUGCCUGAAAAGACUGUUUGAGUUGCUGUUUGUGUGAAUGAAAACCGCACCUACACCUAAUCAGUAGAUGUGGCUGCGUGGAUGUGAAGAUCGUGUUUAGAUAUGAUAUACAUGUGCAUAUACAAGCUGUUAACUGUUAUCGUGGUACUUUGGUGACAAUUAGGCUGUUUGUUACAUAAAAUAAACAUAUUAUGUGCUUGAAAAUACUCUUUGAGUAGCUGUUUGUUUGACGAAUGACAACCACUAUUAAUGUAAACAAAUGGCAGCACGCAUCAGAGGAAGAUUGCGUUUGAUGUAUUGACUGUGCGUAUAAGAGCUGUAAACUUUUUAUCUCUGUACUUUG
Messenger RNA from Myxocyprinus asiaticus (Chinese sucker), 6618 nucleotides. RefSeq names its product prostaglandin E receptor 2b (subtype EP2) (gene ptger2b). The transcript is spliced from 2 exons. NCBI's taxonomy places the organism in Eukaryota, Metazoa, Chordata, Actinopteri, Cypriniformes, Catostomidae. Gene Ontology annotation, biological process: adenylate cyclase-activating G protein-coupled receptor signaling pathway; inflammatory response; positive regulation of cytosolic calcium ion concentration. Gene Ontology annotation, cellular component: plasma membrane. Bases 608 to 1696 code for a protein of 362 amino acids. Gene Ontology annotation, molecular function: prostaglandin E receptor activity. The record is from RefSeq and is a predicted model, not a curated record.